Chrysemys picta bellii (western painted turtle) is the source of this 4172-nucleotide messenger RNA. The record is from RefSeq and is a predicted model, not a curated record. NCBI's taxonomy places the organism in Eukaryota, Metazoa, Chordata, Testudines, Emydidae.
CACCCCCCCCCCCCGCCAGUGGGGGGUAUCUACACGGUGCUGCAGACCAAGGCCAAGAUCACGUCGGACGAGUGGGGGGAGAAUUACUUCCUGAUGGGGCCCUACCUAGAGCAGAACGUGCGCACCCAGGUGGAGCUGAUCGACCCACCCCACCCGGCCGUGCGACGCACCAUCGACUCCAUGAACGCCAAGGGCUGCAAGGUGUACUUUGGGCGCUGGCUCAUCGAGGGGGGCCCCUACGUGGUGCUGCUGGACGUGGGGGCCACGGCCUGGAGCCUGGACCGCUGGAAGACGGAGCUGUGGGAAAGCUGCGCCAUCGGGGUGCCCUGGUACGACCGGGAGGCCAACGACGCCGUCCUCUUCGGCUUCCUCGCUGCCUGGUUCCUUGGCGAGUUCGUGGCUCAGUGCGAGGAGAAGCCGUUUGUCAUCGGCCAUUUCCACGAGUGGCUGGCGGGCGUUGGGCUCAUCCUGUGUCGUACCCGCAAGCUGCCGGUGGCCACCAUCUUCACCACCCACGCCACGCUGCUGGGGCGCUACCUGUGCGCGGGCAGCGUCGACUUCUACAACAACCUGCAUGCCUUUAACGUGGACAAGGAGGCCGGGGACCGGCAGAUUUACCACCGGUACUGCAUGGAGCGGGCCGCCGUGCACUGCACCCACGUCUUCACCACCGUGUCCCAGAUCACGGCCGUGGAAGCCGAACACCUGCUCAAGAGAAAACCCGAUAUGGUGACCCCCAACGGCCUGAAUGUCAAGAAAUUCUCUGCCAUGCACGAGUUCCAGAACCUCCACGCCCAGAGCAAGGCCCACAUCCAGGAGUUCGUCCGGGGGCAUUUCUAUGGGCACCUGGACUUUAACCUGGACAAGACCCUGUUCUUCUUCAUCGCCGGGCGCUACGAAUUCUCCAACAAGGGGGCUGACAUCUUCCUGGAGGCGCUGGCCCGACUCAACUACCUGCUCCGGGUGAACGGCAGCCAGGUGACCGUGGUGACCUUCUUCAUCAUGCCGGCUCGGACCAACAACUUCAACGUGGAGAGCCUCAAGGGGCAGGCCGUGCGCAAGCAGCUCUGGGACACAGCCAAUGCCGUGAAGGAGAAGUUUGGGAAGAAGUUGUAUGAAUCGCUGCUGGUCGGGAACCUCCCCGACAUGAACAAGAUGCUGGACAAGGAGGAUUUCACCAUGAUGAAGAGAGCGAUAUUCGCCACCCAGCGUCACUCCUUCCCCCCCGUCUGCACCCACAACAUGCUGGACGACUCUACGGAUCCCGUCCUCAACACCAUCCGGCGUCUCGGUCUGUUUAACAGCAGUGCUGACCGCGUCAAGGUCAUCUUCCACCCCGAGUUCCUGUCCUCCACCAGCCCCCUGCUGCCCGUGGACUACGAAGAGUUCGUCCGAGGCUGCCACCUAGGGGUUUUCCCCUCCUACUAUGAGCCGUGGGGCUACACGCCAGCUGAAUGCACUGUCAUGGGGAUUCCCAGCAUCUCGACCAACCUCUCCGGAUUCGGUUGCUUCAUGGAAGAGCAUAUCGCCGACCCGUCGGCCUACGGGAUCUACAUCCUGGACCGACGGUUCCGGGCGCUGGAUGAUUCGUGCACCCAGCUGACGUCCUUCCUGUACAGUUUCUGUCAGCAGAGCCGGCGCCAGCGUAUCAUCCAGCGCAACCGGACCGAGCGCCUCUCCGACCUGCUGGACUGGAAGUACCUGGGCCGGUAUUACAUGUCUGCCCGACACCUGGCGCUCGCCAAGGCCUUUCCCGACAACUUCACCUACGAGCCCCCGGAGGAGACAGCGGCCCAAGGAUUCCGCUACCCCCGCCCGGCCUCCGUGCCCCCUUCGCCCUCCAUCUCCCGCCACUCCAGCCCCCACCACAGCGAGACGGAGGAGGACGACGAGCGGUACGACGAGGAGGAGGAGGCGGAGAAGGAUCGGCGCAACAUCAAGCCCCCGGCCAUGACGGGCCCUGUCCCCGAGUGGCGCAAGCCGCCCAAGAAGGGCUCCAGCGAGGCCAGCACCUCCUCCAAUGCCUCCAACGCCUCCACCCCCACCAUGCCCUCCAGCCCCAGCGACCCCAGCAGCCCCAACAACUCCAUCAUCGAGGAGAGGAACUAGGGGAGGGGGUUCUAGACUGGUCUAGAACUAGGGAGUGCCCCCACCCCAGGCACAACGGUUAUAAGCAACCCCCUUGCCGUCCCCGUCCUCUGCUUCUGGCUCGCCCUCUCAAGAACCCACCCUUCCCUUUUUGCUGGGUUCUAGAUUGCUCGUGCUAGGUUCUAGAUCAUUCAAAACCAGGUUCCCUCCCAUGAGAUGGGUAUAAACAUCCCCUUCUCACCGACUGUCCUCUAGAAACCCUCCUCCCCUUUGGUGGUGAGGGUUGCUGGGUUCUAGAUCAUUCAAAACCAGGGGUGAUCCCUCCACGUGAGAUAAACAUCUUCCUCCUGUUCUUUGCUUCUGGCUCUCCCUCGGGACCCCCAAAGUGAUGGGUUUGUUCAGUGUUCUAGAUCAGUGGCAUGGGUGUUCUAGAGUCCAGUCUCCAAGGUGCUCCAGGACCCUAUGCACUAUAGGCUCUGGCCUGCCCCUCCAAACUGUCUAGAACAACCUCCCUGUUGUCUGCAGCACUCUGGAUUGUACUAGUGUUUGCAGCUGCCAACGUUCAGGAGAGAUGGGGGGCUCUCAAAUGGUUUGGGCUAGGAACAAGGUCAGGUGUGGUCUAGAGAAAGGCCUGGUCUGGAACAGGGCCUGGCUUCAAGGUGUGGGGUUGGUCUGGAUCCUUCUAUAAGACUUCUCACUCAAGAAUGCAGGGCAGCUCUGGAUUAUCAUGUUUGGGGAUCUAGAUUGUUCUAGAAUUCUGUGUAUUAAAAUGGGGGUCGAGGAUGUAGGGUACCUGUAUUGGAUUCUGGAAUGCAGCAUUGGGUGAUAUUGGGGGUUCUGGAGCAGUCUAGAAUGGGACCUGCUGUAGCGUUUUGAUUGGAUUGUUCUGGAGUGAUGUGACAUAGCAGGGUGCUGGAGCUGUUUAGAAGGAGGGGCAGUCUAGAAUGACCCUGCUACCGAGUCUGAAGCAUUCUGGAUCCCUCUAGAACUCAGUGCAAUGAAGGGGUUGGGGCCAUAUGUAGAAGUCCACAUUGUCAUGGUCUAGACCAGUCCAGAACAUUGCACGGUCAAGAGAUGUUGAAGGGUGUUGGGUGUUCUGGAGGGGACAUCUCAAAUGGCAUCUCUGGGAAGGGGGAAGCACUGGCGGGCGCUGUGAACAAAGGGAGAUGGGUCGGUUCCUGACUUCUAGAAUGAUCUAGGUGGAGCUGCAUUCCAGAACAGCGUGUGCUGGGAGUCCUGGCCUUCUCACAGCGUUCUGCAGCACUCCUGUGGUCGGGCGAGCAUAGCCUCGGAAAGAGGUGGUCUAGAUCACAUUGUAGACCAUUCUAGAGCACUGCGUGUAGGAUGGAAAGAUGCUGCCGGGGGCAGGGUUCUAGAUCAUUCUAGCAAUGUCAGGGCAGAUGCUAGAAACCCAAGCUGCCUGGCACAUGUUCUAGGUUGUUUGAAGUCACUAGAUACCACCGUGGCCGGGCUAGAACGACUUGCAGGGUUUCGAUCAUUCUCGGCUUGGGAUUCGGUUGCUGGGUUCUAGAUCACUCUGUGCUCAGGCUGAGCGGGCUGCUCUAGAACAUGGCCGAUGACGGGGCAGCUGGAAGGCUCCAGGAUUCUGUAUGCGGGUGCAGUCUGGUCACGUCCCCUCCCCCUCCCAGACUUCCAACAACAGACCAGUCGAGAACCCGGCUGCUUGAUAUCUAGAACCCUGCUCCCGGCUGGCGCCAUCUGCUGGGGAGCGGGCGGGAGGGGUCACACAGCUGGACCUGCUGCUGAGAGGGGGGAGGGGGAGGUGUCUAGACAGGGCUCCCCUUGCCCACCAGUUUUCCGGCAACCCCAAGACAAGGAAAAUCAUGUUUCAAAAACGUUUGGGCUGCCAUCCCCUGGGCCGUGUGCCUAGGUCCCCCCGCUCUGUGCCUGGGCUGGGUGCUGCACCCAUGGGUGCCAUGGGGCCUCUGUGGGGUAAGGGCCCCCCCCCGGCUCGUGUUUUUUAUUUAUGGCUGUUGCAAAUGUCGUCGCUUGGUUUCAUUUUUGUCUCUCCCGGGCCACAGGGAGCCGGGCCGGGCCUAAGAAUAAACGUGAGUUGAACUCAG